Microdochium trichocladiopsis is the source of this 2265-nucleotide messenger RNA. RefSeq lists its product as uncharacterized. The transcript has a single exon. The coding region runs from base 346 to 1815 and encodes 489 amino acids. The record is from RefSeq and is a predicted model, not a curated record. NCBI's taxonomy places the organism in Eukaryota, Fungi, Ascomycota, Sordariomycetes, Xylariales, Microdochiaceae. Gene Ontology annotation, molecular function: N,N-dimethylaniline monooxygenase activity; NADP binding; flavin adenine dinucleotide binding.
GUCGCGGUGCAAGCCCGAGAGGAGAUCAUUCAAGUGCCCAGACGUGGCUGCUUUUACGACCGCCCUGUUGGUCUCACGACUUUAUUCUCAGGCCUUUGUUCUUACCAGCGUGGCAUCUCCCCGCUCAGACACUAACUAAGACACGGCCCGUCGCCUGCGUCCUGCACGUCCUUGCUCCUCAACUGGCGCUCCAUUGGCCCCCUCAGGCUGUGCUGUUGAAGCCGUUCCCGCCUCGAAUUGAUCUGCUCUCGGCUUUCUUUCCUCCUGUACACCAGCUUUCUGCACACCCAACCACGCUUCGACUUUGAAAACCCUACACAGAGAUACGCUCUGCAUACGACCAGCAUGGGGUCCGCCGACACCGGCCUCGAUUUCGAGGUGCUCAUUGUUGGUGCCGGCAUCUCAGGCAUCAACGCUGCCCACCGCAUCCAGUACGAGCUGCCCGACGACACGAGUUAUGCCGUGCUUGAGGCCCGAGGAGCCGUGGGCGGAACCUGGGAUCUCUUCAACUACCCCGGCAUUCGCUCCGACUCGGACAUUGCCAGCUUCUGCUUCAAGUGGGCGCCCUGGGCCGGCUCCGAGUAUCUUGGCCAAGGCCGCGAUAUCCAGCAGUACAUGGACAAGGCCGUCCACGAUGCCGGCAUCGCAGAUCACAUCAAGUUCCACCACAGAGUCUCCUCCGCCGACUGGAACUCCAAGACGAGCUGCUGGCACGUCUUUGUCCAGACGCCCCAAGGCGAGCGGACGCUGACGUCCCGCUUCGUGGUUCUCGGCACAGGUUACUACAACUACGAGGAGCCUCUGGCCGUCACCAUCCCUGGCAUCGACAACUUCGCUGGCCGGGUUGUGCACCCACAAUUCUGGCCCGAGGACCUUGACUACACGGGCAAGAACAUUGUCGUCAUUGGCAGCGGCGCCACCGCCGUCACGCUGGUCCCAGCCUUGGCCGCCAAAGGCGCCAGGCAUGUGACGAUGCUCCAGCGUAGCCCGUCCUAUCUGUUCCCGGUGCCUACCGAGGACCGCGCUGGUGCCUUCUUGAACCGCUUCCUUCCCGUGACUUGGGCUGCACGUCUGCUGCGCUUGUACAACACCACCCGCACAUACUUCCUCUUCUGGUUCUGCCAGACUUUCCCGCAGAAGGCCAUUGCUUUGAUCCGCAAGAACACGGAGCGCCUCCUUCCCAAGGAGGUCAGCUACGACCCGCACUUCAAACCGCGGUACAACCCUUGGGACCAGCGCCUGUGUGCCUCGCCUCGGGGUGACUUCUUCAAGACCUUACGGCAGGGCAACGGUAGUGUGGUAACAGACACAAUCGAGCAGGUGACGAAGGACACGAUCCGGUUGACCUCAGGCCAGGUUCUGCACCCAGAUAUCAUCGUUACGGCCACGGGUCUCAAGAUCUGCUUCGCCGGAAACAUCCCCUUCUCAAUCGACGGCGGCGCUCCAAUCCAUCCGGCAGACAAGUUUAUCUGGAAGGCCGCCAUGAUCCAGGACUUGCCAAACCUGUUCUACGUGCUGGGCUACACAAACGCGUCCUGGACGCUGGGCGCCGACAUUACGGCCACGCUCAUCGUGCGCAUGCUACGGCGGAUGCGGCGGCAGGGCAAGACCUCGGUGGUGCCGCGGCUGACGGGGCGCGAAAGGGAAACGAUGCAGCCCAAGACCAUGUUUGACCUGUCGUCGACAUAUCUCAAGGUUGCAAACGGCGAGCUGCCCAAGGGCGGCACAGGCCAGUGGGAGCCGAGGACACAUUACUUCAAGGACUUGUUUCGGAUCAAGUGGGGAGACAUCGACUCGGGAUUGGAAGUGCGGUGAUGGAGAGGCACUCGGCCGCGCGCUGAUAUAUCAGUUAGAAACGACGUGGACUGGGUUAUCCAAUAUGCAAAGAUCGGUAGCGAACGAAUAAAGGUUGAAUCAAAGAUGGAAGCCCGGCUUCGGAAAGCUACUCACUAGGUAGCUCACAAUGCCGAAGGGCACGCCGCCACCUUGAAUACGCAGUUCCGCCUUUGCUAUCUAUCUCUUCAUGUUGUCUCAGGUAGGGACCGCGCUCUCGGGACGAUCACAUGGUGGCUUGCAAAAGUCGAACUGCCCGGCAACAGCCAAACAGCGAUCUGAGCCGUCCCUCCUUGCAUAAAGCUGAGGGACAGUCAAAUGUGCUAGCCAGCAUGAAACUCAGUUAGCCCUUAAAAAAUAGAACAGCUCUCAGACCUCGGCACAACCACGGUUUUGAAUUUGUUUGAUCUCACGUUUCCAUUGUUUUUCAAG